This is a messenger RNA of Neolamprologus brichardi, 474 nucleotides long. The record is from RefSeq and is a predicted model, not a curated record. Lineage: Eukaryota; Metazoa; Chordata; Actinopteri; Cichliformes; Cichlidae.
AUGGACGGCGGCAUUCAGUCACUGUUUCAUGAUGAGCUGAAACAUGGAAACAUUUCACUGAAACUCUCUAAUGUGAAAAUAUCUGACCAGGGAACGUAUAAAUGUUUUAUUCCAGCACUGGAAAAGAACUCAUUCAUUCAGCUACUUGUUGUAUCAGAUGCCAUUUCUGGGCCUGUCAUCAGUUUAUCAGCCAUUAAUAAAGCCAGAAGCGGAGUGGUGUUACAGUGUGAGUCUGCAGGCUGGUAUCCAGAGCCUGAGCUGCUGUGGUUGGACGGUGAGGGAAACCUCCUCUCUGCUGGACCUACAGAGACCCUCAGAGGGCCUGAUGACCUCUAUACUGUCAGCAGCAGAGUGACUGUGGAGAAGAGACACAGCAACAACAUCACCUGCAGAGUCCAACAGAGGAACACCAACCAGAGCAGAGAGACACACAUACAUGUUCCAGUCCUGCUGUACCCAUCAUUGUUUGUUUGA